GGAUAACAUAUGAAUGAGUAACUGAAGCAGCUCUUCUGCUCCUCCUCCAGUGGGCGGUAGAAGCGACCCGAGGGGACGUCAGCACCGUAGAGGAAGAGAAACGGAAGUAAACAACAGCUGCGCUGUGUUUGUGGCAGCAGUGAGCGUCCUCUGUGAUGUCAUGGUGAUGUCAUGGGUGAAGCAGCGGUACCGUGACAUCAGUCCUGUGACUCUGCAGGUGGUGGGCGGGGCUGUGAAUGCCAGUCUGUACUGUGGGGAAGUGGAGGGUCUGUCGGGGGGGCUGGUGGAGUCCUUUCUGGUGGAGCUUUAUCGCUGCAAACUCUGUCAGUUCACCUGUGGACUGAAGGCCUCCAUCAGCAGUCACCUGCUGCUCAAGCACCGCCCCCCCACCCUCACAUACUUGGGGAGGGCUGAUGGAGGGGACGGGGCUGAUGACGGGGAGGAAGCGGGGCUCCAGCGGGAGGCAUCGCCCUAUCAGCUGAAUCUGAACGGAGAGUCGAAGCAUAGCGACGAGGAUGAGGAGUUCCUGCUCUACAACAUGCUGGACAACAUGAGUCCACCCACCUGUGACAUCAGCAGUGAGGGGCCACUGCAGGUCGCACACACCUGUGAGGUCAGCACUCUGUUCGAGGAGGAGUCCGCCAUCUUCCCUCUGAAGGGGAGUUCGGUGGAUCUGUCCUGUCCCAUUGACCCCCCCACCACCCAGGAGGAGAUGGCACAGUCUGCUCACCUCAUGACUCUGGGACUGUGUCGCAUUUCAGCCACCAAACCUGCUGCUCCCCCUCCACCCUGUGUCUCCCGGUCUGUCCACCCUCCCCCAGACGUCUCCCCCUGCCUGUCGCAGCCCAACAGCCUGAGACAGAGUGAGACGGAUAGCCGGCAGAUGAGGCCUUCCACCUCCAGUAAAUGGAAGGUGCCAUGUCUCCUGUGUUCUUUGACACUGCCGUCCAGGCGACUGCUGGACGUCCACGUCCGGUCUCACCGGGCAGCCGGUGGGUUCAGCUGUAUUUGCUGCAGCUUUACGGCUGACAGUUGGGAGCAGCUGGAGCCUCACUGGAGGAGCCACUGCAGGAGGAGGAGGAGGAGGAGGAGGAGGGGGGAGGAACAUAAACAGGAGAAGGAGAAGGAGAAGAAGAAAAAGGAGAAGGCGUUUCAGUGUCUGGCCAGCAGCAGCGCCUCACGAAUCCUUCACCAACAAAUACAUGACAGCUGCGAUCAACGUCACCACAGCAACCACUCAGAUGAGUUGAGGGGCCGACUGAAUAGAAGAACAGCACGCAGGAAGGAGGAGGACUGCACUGACAGACAAACCAGCAGACCUCAGACUGGUUCAAUGCAGAGCAGCGCAGGGAAGAGAAAGAAAACCAGAGGAAAGAAAAAAGAAGAAGAAACAGAGAAGGAGGGCGAGGAAACGGGUUUCUGCUGCUCUCUGUGUCACAGGAAGUUCUCCACCAAGCUGACUCUGAGGCGUCACUUGGGUGUCCACGGAGGAGAGAAACCGUUCACCUGUCCACACUGUUCCUACAGCACCAGACUGAAGGCUUCACUGCUGCAGCACCUGAGAACACACACAGGUGAAAAGCCGUACAGGUGUGCCGAGUGUCCGUAUGCUUCAAUAGAUCGCAGCUCUCUGCUCAGACACCGCAGAACUCACAGUCAGGAGAAACCGUACAGGUGUCAGCACUGCGACUACAGCAGUAUUCAGAAGAAGAGUUUGGACCUCCACGCUCGCCGUCAUCACACUGGCGAGGUGUUUCCAUGCCAACAGUGUGAGUACUCCAGUCCGGACCGCCAGCUGCUGCUGAGACACGUCCGCAGACACCACGCCCCCUUGCAGCAUGCCAUGUUGUGACUUCACAGCCAGUUGGCUGUUCUGAUUGGACUGUUAGCUGGUGGGAGGGACUAAGCAGAAUGAUGCCACAGACUGCUGAUGGUGUUUGUAGGUGACAUCUGCUGGUUGGAUUUUUGAAUUAAAAUGAAAAACAUUAAAA
Messenger RNA from Scatophagus argus, 1991 nucleotides. Its product is annotated as zinc finger protein 271. Lineage: Eukaryota; Metazoa; Chordata; Actinopteri; Scatophagidae. Gene Ontology annotation, molecular function: DNA-binding transcription factor activity; RNA polymerase II cis-regulatory region sequence-specific DNA binding. Bases 161 to 1852 code for a protein of 563 amino acids. The record is from RefSeq and is a predicted model, not a curated record. The transcript is spliced from 8 exons. Gene Ontology annotation, biological process: regulation of transcription by RNA polymerase II.